CAUGACAACACCUUUACACAUCUUACAGCACCCCGCCUCCUCUACGGCGGCAUCUACAAGCACCUCAACGAAACUAUGAAGCUCCUAUGGACAGCAGACCUGAAGAUGAACACAGUCCACGUGAGAGACGUCUGCCGGGCCGUCUGGACCCUAGGCAGGCACCCAGAAGCCAACAAGCAGGUCUACAAUGUGGUUGAUGACGCUAACAGCACCCAGGGCGCCUUGGCCGAGCUCGUCGCCGAUAUAUUCAAAAUACAACACGAUUACUAUGGAACUGCUAUUUCUACGCUUGCUAAGACGGACAUAGCAUCAGUAGCAGAGGAAGCGAACGACAAGCACCUGACGGCGUGGGCGGAGCUGUGCAGUAAGUACGGGCUGCAACACACGCCGCUGGAGCCGAGCGCGGGCCACGAACUGUUGCUCAACAAACAACUCUGUCUCGACGGCAGGAAGCUGCGCGCCCUGCUGCAGCUCGAUGUACCCGCGCCUACUAUUGAUAAACUGAAGGAGGUACUGGAAGACUACGCUUCCAUGAAUCUGUUCCCAAAGGAGCUGCUCCUAUGACCGAACAAGUAAACCACCAACCGCCAUUUUUAUACGUAUUCUAUAAAUAUGCACCAGUACGUUACAGCUUGCAUCGAUUUGUUUCGCGAUAUUUGGUCACAAAGUAGAGUAGUGUAUUUACGUUAGAGUAAGUCUGUACCAAGAGAUUCUCCAGUA
Molecule: messenger RNA, 720 nt
Organism: Spodoptera litura
Lineage: Eukaryota; Metazoa; Arthropoda; Insecta; Lepidoptera; Noctuidae
Source: RefSeq, a predicted model, not a curated record